AGUAAUUUUACUUCCCCUUUAUUCUAUUCUCUCUUUAAAUCUUACUAAAUUUUAACCUUCAAUUAGUUUCCUUUUUUAUAGAUUUUAUUUUUACAUGUUUUUGUCUAAAAGUAAUAAUAAUAACAAAUAUAAUAAUAAUAGUAUUAUACAAAUUUGGUUUGUUUAAGAAUCAUACAUAUGUUAGGUUGGUGGGUAUGAUUCAUUUUGUUCAUUUGUGGAAAACAAAAAAAGAAUGAAUCUUGGCGUUGUUAAUAAACAUCAGUCAAUGAUGCCCAGUUCAAGUGGUACAUCUUGGAAGUCUGCCGGCGCCGGUGCCGGAGAUGGUGGUGUACCUGAUCAGUUUCCGGCAGGUCUACGUGUACUUGUUGUUGAUGAUGACCCAACUUGUCUUAUGAUCCUUGAGACUAUGCUUAGACGUUGCAACUAUGAAGUGACUAGAUGCAACAGAGCUGAGAUUGCUUUGAGACAUCUGAGAGAAAAUAAAAAUGGAUUUGAUGUCGUGAUAAGUGAUGUUCAUAUGCCCGAUAUGGAUGGAUUCAAACUCCUUGAACACAUUGGUCUUGAAAUGGAUCUCCCUGUUAUCAUGAUGUCAGCUGAUGACAGCAAAAGUGUAGUAAUGAAGGGUGUUACUCAUGGGGCGUGUGAUUACUUGAUAAAGCCCGUUCGUAUUGAGGCAUUACGUAAUAUAUGGCAACAUGUGGUUCGAAAACGGAAACACGAGUGGAAAGACAUCGAGCAGUCAGCAAGUGCGGAUGAGCAGAAACCACCGGAAGAGCCUGACUACUCUUCUUCUGCAAAUGAAGGGCAUAAUUGGAAAAACUCGAAAAGGAGAAAAGAUGAUGAUGAUGAAACUGAUGAAAGAGAUGAUUCUUCUUCUUUGAAGAAGCCUCGAGUUGUUUGGUCUGUUGAACUCCAUCAACAGUUUGUAGCAGCAGUUAAUCAGCUUGGAAUUGAUAAGGCUGUCCCGAAGAAAAUCUUGGAGCUGAUGAAUGUUCCUGGAUUAACUAGAGAAAACGUUGCUAGUCACCUUCAAAAAUAUCGCCUUUAUCUUAGAAGACUCAGCGGUUCCCAGCAUCCAGGUGGAAUGGCAACAGGAUUUAUGGGAAGCUCAGAUGCAGGCUACGGAUCAAUGUCGUCACUUAAUGGGAUUGAUCUACAAGCUCUAGCUGCAAGUGGUCAACUGGGUCAACUCCCUCCCCAAAGUCUCGCAACUCUUCAAGCUGCAGCUCUUGGCAGGUCGAAUAACUCCAAGUCUCCUAUUUCCGUGCCCGUUAUUGAUCAAAGAAAUAUUUUUAGCUUUGAGAAUCCAAAGUCAAGAUACACGGAAGUCCAAAGUCAACAUUUGACCAAUAAUAGCAGUGGUAAGCAGUUGAAUUUACUUCCAGGAAUUCCAACAAACAUGGAGCCGAAGCAGUUUGUGAGUUUGCAACAGUCAGCACAGCAUCCUUUUGGGAGCAUGAAUAACCAAGUUCUAAUACAGAUGGGUGGUCAAAGUCAUAUUCAAAAUCAUAUUCAAAGUCAAGCUCAGUCGAGCACAAACCCUCAUCAUGGUUUGAGGCAACCUGUCUUGUCUAGUGAGAUGUUGACACGUGGGGGAGUGGUUGACAUGGCAACGCCUGUGUACAAUCCUGCGGUAUCACAAACCUCAUCUCUCGUGGAUUUCUCAGUGAAUCACAAAACCGAUUCAUCUGGAAGUAGUUAUCCUCACGGGGGUAGUUUGGGAAUUCCAAGUCUUUCCGCUGCAUCAUCAACCCUCCAAGGAAGUGGGAAGUUAGAUACUAAGGUCUCAUUAAGAAAUAUUCUUCCAAGUUAUGAUAUUUUUAAUGAUCUGAAUCAGAACGGAUCACGUGAUUGGGGUGGUUUACAAGAUGUUGGUUUGAACUUUGACCCAUCUCCACAUACAAUGCAAGGAGGAUUGGAUGCAUCGUCUCCAAUGUUACUCCAACAUAACCGUUCUUCUGGAGUUGAAAUGGGAGGGCAUAACCGUAAUCUAACUGGUGGAAAUAAGGUGAUAUUCUCUCAAGGUGUUGAAGCUAGAACUCAUCAUAAUGGGUCAAAUGCUGGUCAACAACGUAACACUUAUAUCGGGGACAGUUCAUUUAGAGUCAAAACCGAAAGUGAGCACGAUGGAAGCUCUCAAAACACAUUAUAUCAGGAUCAGUAUGGCCAAGAUGAUCUGCUAGCUGCAAUUCUAAAGCAACAACAACAAGAAGGUAUUGGACAGCCAGAAAACGAGUUUGGCUUUGAUGGGUAUGCAUUAGAUGAUCUACCCGCCUAAACUAGGGUGUAUACAUUGUGCUUCAGCUGAUGUACAUAGAUUGACUACCGUCCGAAUCACCAAAUGACGAGAUUUCUUAAAUUUCCGGUAGCUUUUUUUAUAUUCUUGUUGUGAAUAUGGUUGUUGCUGGACAUGAUACCACAUAAAUACACGAUAUGCAAAGGCAUAACACGUGUUGAAAUUUUUGACUGCCUUAGGUAGCGUACAAAUCCCAAAACCGUAGCAACAAGCAAGUAAGAUUUCUAGGAUUAUGAAUUUGGUUUUUUUCUGAAAAAUCUGAAGAUUUACUGUAAUUCUACUUAUCAAAGCCUUAGAAAUAAUUCAAGAGUUUUGUGCAUGUUUUUUAA
Erigeron canadensis is the source of this 2625-nucleotide messenger RNA. Its product is annotated as two-component response regulator ARR2-like. The record is from RefSeq and is a predicted model, not a curated record. NCBI's taxonomy places the organism in Eukaryota, Viridiplantae, Streptophyta, Magnoliopsida, Asterales, Asteraceae. The transcript has 6 exons. Gene Ontology annotation, molecular function: DNA binding; DNA-binding transcription factor activity. Bases 233 to 2278 code for a protein of 681 amino acids. Gene Ontology annotation, biological process: phosphorelay signal transduction system; cytokinin-activated signaling pathway.